AACACUAUUAAACAUUUUAAAAAAAUUGCUGUAGAAAUGCACUGUUUCUAUUUUGUCUUAUUAGUGACAACCCUGAAGUUUAUUCCUACCCCUGAACCUAAAAUCAGAGAGCAGUUUUUGGAAUAUUCGGGUCCCCUGACUCUCGACCUGAACACGGCUCAAAGAAACCUCAGCGUUUCCUCAGAGACUGGCGAGGUGACGUGCAGCAAAACCUCUCUAUCCGUUCCUGACCACCCAGAGAGGUUUGACAGCUAUUACCAGGUCCUGUGCAGGGAGAGCGUGUCCGGCCGAUGUUACUUUGAGGCAGAGUGGAGCGGGAAGGGUCCCGUGCACAUCGCAGUGUCCUAUGAGGACAUCAACAGGAAAGGAAAGAGCACCCUGUGUGCAUUUGGACACAACGCCCAGUCCUGGAGUCUGGUGUGCUCUGAGGAUACAUAUGCAUUCUGGUACAAUGGACGGGAAAUUAAGAUUCCCAAAAUGCAGUGGGCUCGCAGGACUGGCGUUUAUGUUGACUUCUCUGCAGGAAUUUUGGCGUUUUACAGCAUCACAGACUCAAUAAAUCUCAUCUACAGAAUUCGGACUGCAUUCACUCAACCGCUCUAUCCUGGAUUCAGAAUUAACACCGGGUCCAGUAUGAGACUUUGUUAUCCACUUUAAUGGCAUGAAAUGGAGAUUAUUCAGUUAUUUGAAACUUAAGAAAUGAAGUAUGAGAGGUCAGGCUCCAUUGGUUAACAUUAGUUAACUACAUUAGCUCACAUCAGCUAACAAUAAAAAGUGCUUCUAAAGCAUAUAUCAAUCUUAGUUAUUGUUAAUUUCAUAAUUUACUAAUAUACUAUUA
Molecule: messenger RNA, 838 nt
Organism: Sinocyclocheilus grahami
Lineage: Eukaryota; Metazoa; Chordata; Actinopteri; Cypriniformes; Cyprinidae
Product: tripartite motif-containing protein 16-like protein
Exons: 2
Coding region: 37-657 (206 amino acids)
Molecular function (GO): protein binding
Source: RefSeq, a predicted model, not a curated record